CACGGUUCCCUGUAAAACAAAUCAAGAGACAAGAACUUCAAGAAUCGAAGAUCAACCCCGGCGAGGAAGAGGGAUCUCUGAAGAGAUCCAUCGCGAGAGGAUCAGAGCUAGAGAAGAGAAGAACAAUGGCGACGCUGGCGCCGGGGCUCUCGCGGAAGCUCAAGAAGGUGCUAGAGACACGGACAGACAGCCCUGAUCUGCUCGACUCGCUGGCGGCGCUCUCCACAUUCUACGGCGACAACAACCCGCAAUCUCGCCGUAACCUCAAGUCCUCAAUCGAGGAGCGUGCCCUCGCCAUCAACCACACCUUCCUCCUCGCGUCCCUUCCUGCUCAACAGGCGCUGGAUAGAGUUGAGGAGGAGGUGAAUGCGCUUACAGAAUGCUGCGAUCAGAUCGCAAAGGCAUUAAGCAGUUGUAGUGAAACCACAGGGGAUAUCAUCAGUACCACUGAGAGACUACAACAGGAACUUGAGAUUACUACGCAAAGGCAAGAAAUUGUGUCUUGUUUUCUUCGUGAUUACCAGCUGACUAAUGAAGAGAUAAAUGCACUAAGAGAAGAAGAAUUGAAUGAAAAUUUCUUCAAAGCACUUGCACAUGUUCAAGAAAUUCAUGCCAACUGCAAAGUACUGCUGAGGACGCACCACCAGCGUGCUGGUCUGGAGCUUAUGGACAUGAUGUCUGUAUACCAGGAAGGAGCCUAUGAGAGACUCUGCAGGUGGGUGCAAGGAGAGUGCAAGAAGUUGGGUGAUAGUGAUAAUCCUGAAGUCGAUGAUCUUUUGAAGACAGCAGUUCGAUGCCUUAAAGAAAGGCCUGUUCUUUUCAAAUACUGUGCAGAAGAGGUGGCAAAUAUGAGGCAUCAUGCAUUGUUUAGACGAUUUAUAAGUGCUCUGACUCGAGGGGGACCUGGAGGGCUUCCCAGACCAAUUGAAGUCCAUGCUCAUGACCCCUUGCGCUAUGUGGGAGAUAUGUUGGGUUGGCUACAUCAGGCUUUGGCAUCAGAAAGAGAACUUGUACUUGCGUUACUCGAACCUGAUGCAAUAACUGAAACUGGGCCCACUGCUCAACACUUUUCCAAGGGCUCUGAAAGUGAUUUGGCAAAAACAGAACCUGGCACGACCUUUGUUCUUGAUAGAAUAUUUGAAGGUGCAUGCCGACCUUUUAAAAUCAGAGUGGAGCAAGUUUUACAGUCUCAACCUAGUCUUAUAAUUUCCUACAAACUUAGCAACACUUUGGAGUUCUAUUGUUAUACUAUUUCAGAUUUGCUGGGGAGAGAAACAGCUCUCUGUAAUACACUUUGGCUACUAAAGGAUGCUGCUCAACAGACCUUCUUUAAUAUUUUGAAGACUCGUGGGGAUAAGCUCUUAAGAUAUCCUCCCCUAGUUUCUGUUGAUCUAUCCCCUCCACCAGCUGUAAGGGAAGGAGUCUCUUUGUUACUUGAGCUGAUUGAGACUUACAACAGCAUGAUGUUCCCUGCUUCUGGAAAUAAACCUGAUUUUGAUCCAGUAUUAUCUGCUUUGCUUGAUCCUAUGAUUCAGAUGUGUGAAAAAGCAGCAGAAGCACAUAAGUCUAAAGGAACACUUUCAAGGAGGAGCAGGACAAAUUCAGACGUAAGCUCUGGCAAUAGAGAAUCUUUAUCAGUUGAUGCAAUUCUGUCCAGAAAAACAUCCAUCUCACCUCAGAGUGCUGAAUCUUCAUCAAAAAUUUACCUUGUCAACUGCUUAUCAGCAAUUCAACAACCAUUACUAGGGCAUGAAGUUGCCACAAACUACGCAAACAACUUAAACUCAACGAUCAAAACUCACAUCAGUGAUCUCGCUGAGAAAGAAGUCAAUGGCAUCCUUAGGAGAUGCGGUUUGCUAAGCAAGAUCUCCUACAUUCAAAAUCCUACUGCUGAAGAUGAACACAGGCUGUUAGCGGAGAUAGAUGACUUGUCACCUCCAGCAGUUGCAGAGUGCUUAAGGAAUUUCUUUGGACUAGUGACUGGAACCGGAGGUUUCCUCCCCGAGUUUGAUCAGCUGCAAGUCCCCAAGUUGCGUUCGGAUGCGUGUGUCCGGGUUGCGAGGGCAUUAGCAGAAGCUUAUGACCUCUUCUACCAAGCAAUCAUGGAUCCUAAAAAUGGUUACCCUGACCCCAAGUCAUUGAUGAGGCAUUCACCUGACCAAAUUAAAACCAUUUUGGAAAUUUAACCCUAUAUGAUAAGCUGUGUUUAUGAUCAAAGCAUUAUGCAAACUCGUUUUGCCGCUCAAACCAUAUAUCAUUUUGUGUCUGUGUAAUGUAAGGUUCAUUAAUUUUUGGAUCAAAAGCACUGAUAGGUUUUUUUUUUUAACAAAAUGAAUAAACUACUGUCAGAAUAUGUACUGGUGUGAAAGUAAAUAUCUCAAUUCAAUAUGAA
Molecule: messenger RNA, 2392 nt
Organism: Dioscorea cayenensis subsp. rotundata (Guinea yam)
Lineage: Eukaryota; Viridiplantae; Streptophyta; Magnoliopsida; Dioscoreales; Dioscoreaceae
Product: conserved oligomeric Golgi complex subunit 6
Exons: 11
Coding region: 126-2186 (686 amino acids)
Biological process (GO): intra-Golgi vesicle-mediated transport
Cellular component (GO): COG complex
Source: RefSeq, a predicted model, not a curated record